Molecule: messenger RNA, 1520 nt
Organism: Desarmillaria tabescens
Lineage: Eukaryota; Fungi; Basidiomycota; Agaricomycetes; Agaricales; Physalacriaceae
Product: Ribophorin I
Exons: 6
Coding region: 31-1500 (489 amino acids)
Cellular component (GO): oligosaccharyltransferase complex; membrane
Source: RefSeq, a predicted model, not a curated record
UUUGGAUUUACAUCUUCCCUCCCGCCAAACAUGUUACGUCGGGCCAGUCCUUUCGCCCUUCUGGGCCUGCUCUUUUCAGCGCUUCCUGCUGCAAGCCAUUCUUUCGAAAAUACUGCCAUUGUGCGCACGGUCGACCUUGGCGGCUCCCUUGUACAUGUUACCACAACAUACGCUGCAAGGUCUCUCGAGCCAGACGCUUCUAUCUACACCAUUGCCUUGGGCGAACAAGAAGAAGAGAAAACUAGCUGGAUAGAUAUCAAAGUAAAAGGCCAGCAGGAUUCUUUGGAUGCUACAGUAGAUUUCGACCCUCAAAGCCAAAUGCACCUUCUUGACGUGAAGCUACCAAAGGCACUGAGUGUCAAUUCGACCAUCAACAUCGUUCUAGAGACGGUGCAGACCCAUGCUACAUGGGCAUGGCCGCAAACUGCUGCACAGGGAGACGGCCAGGCGCUCAAGUACAAGACCAACCUUUUGGUUCCCAGCCCCUACAAGACCUAUGUCCAACGAACAAAAGUCAAGUCGCAGUCUCCCAAUAUCAUUUCAUACACCACCCCCGAACACCUCGACGCAUUCAUCCAGGAAGGAGGUCCUGUCACCAAGUCCGGUGCAACUAUCACAUACGGACCAUAUUACGACAUCCCUCCUUCGACGGAUGAGGACUUCUUGACCUCCAUUCAGCAGUUAGUCGUCGUGCAUUAUUCCUACGACUAUCCGGUGCUAGAAGUCCGUAAACUGCGACGCGCAGCAGAAAUCAGUCAUUGGGGUGCAAACCUGAACAUCCAGGACGAAAUAUCUCUUCAUAAUGCUGGUCCUACGUUGAAAGGACACUUCUCGCGUCUCGAACAUCAGACCCAAUCUUAUUUCAAGCGACCCGCCGCCCACGUUCUUCCGGCGCUGACUUUACAUUUACCAGCCGGGAUCAGAAACACGUACUACUAUGAUCUGAUCGGGAAUGUUUCCACCUCUCAUCUUCGCGUUGCCCCCAGCGCAAAGAAAGCGGCGAGGGCCCAAUACAGUGUAUUCGAGAUGAAACCACGCUAUCCUCUGAUGGGAGGUUGGAACUACAGUUUCACACUUGGCUGGGAUUCACCAUUGGAGAACAGUGCUAGCUGGGACGCUGCAACCGGAAAGCACAUUGUGGAGAUUCCGAUCAUGACGCCAAUCGUAGGUGCUGUCGUCAACGACGCGGAGGUCAAAGUCAUCCUUCCCGAAGGUGCAACAGACAUAUCAUACGUUACCCCAUUCCCUGACAUCUCGAAUAUCCUAUCAACUCACACAACUUACUUGGACACAACUGGGCGGCCAGCAUUGACAUUCAAGUACAAAGAACUCACCGAUAAGCACGCAGAAUCGAUUUAUGUGACCUAUCGAGUACCACUUUCUGCUCAUCUCAAAAAGCCCGUAGCAGUCGCUACUGCAUUCUUCAGCCUUUUCACUUUUGCUCUGUUUGCGCGUAGAAUUGACCUUACCAUAAGCAAGAAGGGGAAGAAUGUAUCAUAACAUGGUUGUUAUAUUGACAG